Molecule: messenger RNA, 882 nt
Organism: Mesorhabditis spiculigera
Lineage: Eukaryota; Metazoa; Nematoda; Chromadorea; Rhabditida; Rhabditidae
Source: the annotation of a GenBank genome assembly
AUGGACAAAACUCAAAUAUUGGCAAAGAAAGCGAUAGAUGCCGUUAAACGAGAAGUUAAAAUACAGAAAAUAUUGGGUGCUUACACCUUCACUGCCCGUCUUUUUUCGUGCUGGCAAAGUCGCGAUUUGUUGUUUUGCCUCCAGCAAAUUGCCGACGGGCAUAGGGGCGAUCUAUUUAAAGUUUGGCGAGACUUUGGUCCAUUCCCCGAAGAAACUGUCCGGCUCUUUGCGGCCGAAUUUGCAUGUGCUUUAGAUUAUAUGCAUCGUAAAAAUAUUAUAUAUCGUGAUUUAAAGCUCGAAAAUGUUGUUACGGAUGCGGAUGGCCAUAUUUUAAUUGUCGAUUUUGGCCUGGCCAAAGAGUUGAAGCCGGGCGCUAAAACGCGGACAAUAUGCGGGACUUUACAAUAUAUGGCCCCAGAAGUGUGUUCGGGUGUGGAGUACGGUCAUUGGGUCGAUUGGUGGUCGAUGGCUGUUCUCUUACAUAUUUUAUUCACCAAUCGAUAUCCAUAUCCAAAUGCCGACGUUGCUCACCAUUCUGAUUUAGCUUUUGUUGAUUAUUCCACGCCUCCUUCGGCGACAAGAUAUUUGGGGAAUUUUUUGGAUCGCCUUCUCUGUGUGACUCCUCAAAACCGGAUGUGCUAUUUUGAAGUGAUCCACGCCCACGAGUUUUUCCAGGGCAUGGAUUUUCAAGCUGUUGAGCAGCGUAGGUAUCCACCCCUCGCUUGCCUCGCAGCUUCUCGUUCCGUAAUUGGCGAUCGUGAAAGUGAAAGUUCCGAGGCAGAUCACGGGUUCGAGCGGAUGUUUGAUGAGGAAUAUCAAGAUUUUGAUUACAUAAAUGAUGCAAUGCAUCCGGGUGACUGCCACCCGGGCCAGCAAAUGUUU